This is a messenger RNA of Sitodiplosis mosellana (orange wheat blossom midge), 4006 nucleotides long. RefSeq names its product glycogen phosphorylase. Bases 899 to 3439 code for a protein of 846 amino acids. The transcript has 5 exons. NCBI's taxonomy places the organism in Eukaryota, Metazoa, Arthropoda, Insecta, Diptera, Cecidomyiidae. Gene Ontology annotation, biological process: glycogen catabolic process. Gene Ontology annotation, molecular function: glycogen phosphorylase activity; pyridoxal phosphate binding. Gene Ontology annotation, cellular component: cytoplasm. The record is from RefSeq and is a predicted model, not a curated record.
GAACAUUUUGGCAGUGUACACAAGUCAUUCAUGUAUAUAUCCAAGUUCUCAUCGAAAACCUUUCGAUUGCAAAUGAGUGAAUAAUUUGAAGUUCACUUCGAUCAGCUCCAGCUGUGUGGCCCACGUAAAUUUACUUGGUAUUUCGGCCAUAAGAAAUAAAUAUUCCAAUCACAGCUCAUAAAAUUCGGAAAAAAACAUUCGUUUAUGUGACGCAAUCAGCAUACAAAAUUAAAUAUCAUUGAUAACUAACUAUUUCGAAAAGUAGAUAUUGAUUAGAAUUUCCAAAGGCCACUGUAUAUUUUCGGCGCACAUAGUUGCCGCACAAAGAACGUCAUUGACAUUGAUUGUACUAACAAAAGUCGUAAAAUCAUCAAAAUCUCUGAAAAGUCAUAAAAAAAAUUCGAUUAUCUAAAUAAGUCUUACUAUACCGCUAGAAUUCGUUUCGUUGCAAUUUUCAAAACUUGGUGCUUCGGUGGUGUUGCCAUCUGUGAUUCAAACAUUGGAAUUGUGAACUGUCACACACACACACGGGACGAGCCGUCAAAGUCCGCAUAUAGUUUAUUAUCAACGAAGAAAAUUCUACCAAUGAUUCGGCAUAUGUGACCUUCAACAAGGUGACCGAUUUCGUACAGCUCACCAAGCAGUGCUUUACUCGCUCUCGGCGUGAAUGCAUCAAUUUUAUUAAAAGCUCACGCGCGGUGUACAUUCAGAAGUAUACUCUAAAAGUGUUUGAUUACGGCUACAUCAUUUUCGUUCAAAGAUUUUUUCGUCUUGAAACGUGAAUUUUUUUUCUCACGUUAAAAUUCAAUUUAAACAAAACGCAUCGAUUCUCUGAAUCAAAUUCAAUUGUUGAUUAACGAGUAAUUAAGGAGGGAAAAAGUAAGAAAAAUCUUUGAAAAUGACGACGCCUCAGUCAGAUAUUGAAAAGCGAAAACAGAUUAGUGUUCGUGGUAUUGCUCAAGUUGAAAAUGUGGGUGAAGUAAAGAAAGGUUUCAACCGUCAUCUUCACUACACUUUGGUGAAAGAUCGUAAUGUGGCGACACCACGAGAUUACUACUUUGCAUUGGCCCAUUGCGUGAAGGAUCAUAUGGUUUCACGAUGGAUUCGUACUCAACAAUACUACUAUGAAAAGGAUCCAAAACGUGUCUACUACUUGUCUUUGGAAUACUAUAUGGGUCGUGCAUUGCAAAAUACCAUGAUCAACUUGGGCAUUGAAGGUGCUUGCGAUGAAGCCAUGUACCAAAUGGGCUUGGACAUCGAAGAACUCGAAGAAUUGGAAGAGGAUGCCGGUUUGGGAAAUGGUGGUCUCGGUCGUUUGGCUGCCUGUUUCCUUGACUCCAUGGCUACACUCGGUUUGGCUGCUUAUGGUUAUGGUAUUCGUUAUGAAUACGGUAUCUUUGCCCAGAAAAUCAUUAACGGCGAACAACAGGAAGAGCCAGAUGAUUGGUUGCGUUUUGGAUGCCCAUGGGAAAAGGCUCGUCCAGAAUUCAUGCUUCCAGUCAAUUUCUACGGUCGUGUCAUCGAUACUCCAGAUGGCAAAAAAUGGGUUGACACUCAAGUCGUCUAUGCCAUGCCCUAUGAUAACCCAAUUCCAGGUUACCGAAACAACGUUGUCAACACACUUCGUUUGUGGUCGGCCAAGAGUCCAAUCGAUUUCAAUUUGAAAUUCUUCAACGAUGGUGACUACAUUCAAGCCGUGUUGGAUCGUAAUCUUGCUGAGAACAUUUCUCGUGUUCUGUAUCCAAACGAUAACUUCUUCGAAGGCAAGGAACUGCGUUUGAAGCAAGAGUACUUCAUGUGCGCCGCUACAUUGCAGGAUAUCAUUCGUCGUUUCAAAUCAUCGAAAUUCGGUUCACGUGAUGCCGUUCGUACCGAUUUCGCACACUUCCCCGACAAAGUGGCCAUCCAAUUGAACGAUACCCAUCCAUCGAUGGCUAUUCCGGAACUUAUGCGCAUCUUGGUCGAUGUCGAAAAAUUGACAUGGGAUCAAGCCUGGGACAUCACUGUACGCACUUGUGCCUAUACCAAUCACACCGUCUUGCCAGAAGCUUUGGAAAGAUGGCCAGUAUCGAUGCUCGAAUCAAUUUUGCCACGUCAUUUGGAAAUCAUCUAUCACAUCAACUUCUUGCAUUUGGAAAAAGUGAAGAAGAAAUUCGGCGAAGCCGAUUUCGAUCGUUUGGGUCGUAUGUCAUGUGUUGAAGAGCACGGUGAAAAGCGCAUUAACAUGGCUUUCUUGUCAAUUGUCGGAUCGCAUGCCGUUAAUGGUGUUGCCGCUUUGCACUCGGAAAUUCUCAAGGCUGAUUUGUUCAAGGACUUCUAUGAAUACGAACCAGAGAAAUUCCAAAACAAAACCAACGGUAUCACACCACGUCGUUGGUUGUUGUUGUGCAAUCCAGGUUUGAGUGAAAUUAUUUGCGAGAAAAUUGGCGAAAAUUGGCCAGUCCAUUUGGAACAAUUGGUUGGAUUAAAGAAAUUUGCCAAAGACCCCGCUUUCCAACAACAAAUCGCCAAAGUUAAGCAAGAAAACAAAGUGAAAUUGGCCGCUUUGCUCGAACGAGAGUACGGUGUGAAAAUCAAUCCAUCAUCAAUGUUCGACAUUCAAGUCAAACGUAUCCAUGAGUACAAACGUCAAUUGCUCAACUGCUUGCAUAUCAUUACAUUGUACAAUCGCAUCAAGCGUGAUCCAACCGCCAAUUUUACACCAAGAACCAUCAUGAUCGGUGGCAAAGCCGCUCCAGGUUAUUACACAGCCAAACAAAUCAUCAAGUUGAUCUGUGCCGUGGCCAAUGUUGUGAACAACGAUCCAAUCGUUGGUGACAAACUUAAGGUUAUCUUCUUGGAGAAUUACCGUGUCACAUUGGCCGAAAAAAUUAUGCCAGCCGCCGAUUUGUCCGAACAAAUCUCAACUGCCGGCACAGAAGCCUCGGGCACUGGUAACAUGAAGUUCCAAUUGAACGGUGCAUUGACCAUCGGUACAUUGGAUGGUGCUAACGUUGAAAUGGCCGAAGAAAUGGGCCGUGAAAAUAUCUUCAUUUUCGGCAUGAAUGUGGAUGAGGUUGAAGCACUCAAACGCAAAGGUUACAACGCAUACGACUACUACAACCGUAAUCCAGAAAUCAAACAAGUCGUCGAUCAAAUCUCAUGCGGUUUCUUCAGCCCGUCCAAUCCAAAUGAAUUCAAGGGCAUCACCGAUAUUCUUCUUAAAUGGGACGGCUACUUGUUGCUCGCUGAUUACGAAGAUUACAUCAAAACACAAGAUCUUGUUUCGAAAACCUAUCAGAACCAGAAGAAAUGGUUAGAAAUGGCCAUCCACAACAUUGCAUCGAGCGGUAAAUUCUCCAGCGAUCGAACAAUCGAAGAGUAUGCCCGUGAAAUCUGGGGAGUUGAACCAAGUUGGGAAAAAUUGCCAAAACCAACUGAACCUCGUGAUGCUCAAUAAAUUCGUUUAACCAUCACACUGCCAACUCAAUAGAGCAAUGAGAUUUUCAGUUACCAAAAACCAAUUCAACUCGGGUUCUAGUGAACCAAUUUCAGCACCAUCGAUUUUAACGUACCUAAACGUAGAACAACAUCGAUAAAUUAUUUAUAUUUUAAUUACUUGUUGUGUAAAUACCCAAACAAAAACAAAACAAAACGAUCGAAUUGAUUCCUGCAGAACGGGUCAUCAAGCAAUUCUGCUGGUGUUUAGAGACAUAAUGCAUCAAAAACAAAACAAAUUAUUUUUAAAAUGAAAUUGUUGUUGGUCUAUUUCGAAAAAAGACGUUAUAUUCAUGUUUUAUCACAUUUUAUCUGAUCAAUUGAUCUACUUUUUUUGUAAAAAUUUAUUCGUUCUUCUUUUUUAAACUAAAAUUAUUCAUCUUCUAUUUCAUUCGCUUCUACUAAAGAAUAAAAUUUAUAUUUAUAUAGAUAGCUUCUACUAAAGAAUAAAAUUUAUAUUUAUAUAGAGCUACUGUAAAGAAGAAAUGGAAAUAAUAAAUAAAGCAAUAAACUGGGCUAUCUGCCGAAA